GCAUUUUAACAUUUACAAUUGGAAUAAGGCAUAACUGAAAGUCCCACAUUGGAGGUACAAGUACAUGGAAAUGGCUCUGGGCAGCCAACUGGUGAUUUCGUUUGCGAUUAUUCUGAUUUUGAUUGUCAUACAAUGCUCUGGAGAAGAAAAAAAAUGGAACAUUGUCAAGGGGACGAAUGAACUUAGUCGAGCAAAACUUGCAUACAUCGAAGACUCUGUAGAAGUGUGUAAGAACAAGAACACGAUUUUCAAAUUCAUCGCCAAGUUCACAGCUCUUACAAUUGGGAGUAACAACUUAGGGGUGCGUAUAGAAGUUCAUACACAGAAGAACACGAACAACUGGCUAAAUCAAAUUGGUAAUGUACUUACCUUUAGAGAUCCCAAAUUCGUAGGAGUCUACGAGGUUGAAAAUGUCAUCUUAAGCAACCUAGAGAAUAAGAAAAAGUUGCAUCAAGACGUAGAAAAUGUGUGCGAAUAUAUCAAUGUGGACAAGAGAGAUUUUUACGGCAUGCCAUUAUACCUUAUUAAGUUCCUUAAUGCAGGGAAAUGGUGGUGUGACACAUAUUAUGGCAAUGAUCUGAGAUACAUAGCAAUGGACGAGUGUAACGAGAUUAUCAAGGAUUACGAUGCGGGAAAGAAAUAUAUAGUCAAAUAUUCUUCAGUGCCCGAUAAAACUAAAUGUGACAAAAUGAAAUUGACGAAAAAUAAUGCUUUGUUUGAAAUCGAAGCUCUAUCCUGCCGCCAACAUAGCACCGAUUCAAACAAUCUCUGGUUGGUUGUAUAUUACAAAGGCUAUGCAAUAGAAUACUUCACCUUGACUCUCCGCGAAAACAAGCCUAUAAAGCUUAGUGAUGUGGAUAGCAACCUAGUGCUCAGGCUCAUCAGAAUAAGAGGAGAGGAAAAGCAAAAAGAUUACAAGAGAAUAUCUGUUCAGUACUUAAACGACGGAUAUUGGAAUUGCCGAGUAUACACCGAUCACGCCUGGACAUCAGAUAAGGGUUACAGGAUCGACUUUGGGGAAGCAAUCAAAUCGGCUUUUACAUUCUCCUGGUACUGGUGUGAAAAAUUCUGUACCUAUGAACGUCCGUUCGCCGUCAAAGAGGUUAUCCCACCUAGCGACAUGAAUGAAACAAAUUAACUAAACUACGUUGGCGAUUGGCAUCCUGCAUGCUUGUUGAAGAUUGACAUUUUGACUACUCGCUUUUCAACAGUGCAAUGUUCAAUAUAAUAGUGCAGCAGAUUUGUUUUUUCAUUCUAUAAUGUAAAUAAACAACCACAAAAAAAGAGAAAACGAUUGAUUUAUUUCUUGUGUUGAGUAUAAACUUUCUUUCAAAUAGGUCACUAGUAUAUAUCUUAACGAAUCACAGGGGCUUGUAGGGACAAAAGUCCCUAAAAAGCUCAAAAGUAAUACAAAUUAUUGUAAUAUUUAAACAAACUCAGAAGGAAAUUAUCUAUCUGUCAGGA
Messenger RNA from Macrosteles quadrilineatus (aster leafhopper), 1464 nucleotides. RefSeq lists its product as uncharacterized. The coding region runs from base 65 to 1138 and encodes 357 amino acids. The transcript is spliced from 4 exons. The record is from RefSeq and is a predicted model, not a curated record. NCBI's taxonomy places the organism in Eukaryota, Metazoa, Arthropoda, Insecta, Hemiptera, Cicadellidae.